Molecule: messenger RNA, 2095 nt
Organism: Durusdinium trenchii
Lineage: Eukaryota; Dinophyceae; Suessiales; Symbiodiniaceae
Source: the annotation of a GenBank genome assembly
GGCUCAAGUGAAGAACAACGAUUUGGCUUGGAAAGGAAUUCGAUAGAGGACCAUGGGGAACACUCCCGGGGGCAUGCCUGGUCAAGGCCAGGGCCAAGGCAAAGAGAAGAAAGAUGGAGAUGACAAGAAGAAGAAACACGAGGCGCUUGCUCCUCCAUCUCACUUUGGUAGAAAGAAGAGAAAGAUGAAGGGUGCACAGGUUGCUAGCAAGCUGCCGUUGGUGGUGCCUACAUCAAAGUGUCGACUUCGUCUGCUCAAGCAUGAUCGAGUCAAGGACUACCUCAUGAUGGAGGAGGAGUUUAUCCAGGAGCAGCAGCGGUUGAAGCCAAAAGAGGACAAAGAGUCAGAUGAAAAGUCAAAGCUGGACGACAUUCGUGGCACUCCGAUGGAUGUUGGCUCCCUUGAAGAAUUCAUUGACGAGAAUCACUGCAUAGUGUCCACCGCGAUGGGACCAGAGUACUACGUGAACAUUCUGUCUUUCGUUGACAAGGACCAGCUGGAACCUGGUUCCUCGAUCCUGAUGCACCACAAGAAUCUGAGUGUUAUUGGAUUGCUGGUGGACGAAGUGAAUCCGCUUGUGAGUGUGAUGAAGGUCGACAAGGCACCGACGGAGUCAUAUGCUGACAUUGGAGGACUUGAAGAUCAAAUCAUGGAGAUUAAGGAGGCAGUUGAACUGCCUUUGACACACCCGGAGCUGUAUGAGGACGUUGGCAUCAAGCCGCCAAAGGGAGUAAUCCUCUAUGGAGUACCGGGCACUGGAAAAACACUGCUUGCGAAGGCCGUUGCAAGUGAGACAUCGGCAACAUUUCUGCGAGUGGUGGGAAGUGAAUUGAUUCAGAAAUACUUGGGAGAAGGACCUAAGCUGGUUCGAGAAAUGUUUCGUGUUGCACAAGAGCACGCCCCCUCCAUCAUCUUCAUCGACGAGAUCGAUGCAGUUGCCACCAAGAGGUAUGAUACAACGAGCGGUGGCGAGAAAGAGAUUCAGCGCACCAUGUUGGAGUUGCUGAACCAGUUGGAUGGCUUUGAUGAUCGAGGAGAUGUGAAGGUGAUUAUGGCAACAAAUCGCAUAGAAUCUCUUGAUCCUGCCAUGAUUCGUCCAGGACGCAUUGACCGCAAGAUUGAGUUUCCGCUUCCGGACGAGAAGACCAAGCGGCGAAUCUUCCAGAUCCACACGGGCAAGAUGACUUUGGCUGAUGAUGUGAACCUCGAGGAGUUUGUCGUGGCCAAGGACGAUCUCAGUGGCGCUGACAUCAAGGCCAUUUGCACAGAAGCUGGGAUGCUUGCGCUCCGUGAGCGGCGGAUGAAAGUGACUCAGGCAGACAUGAGAAAAGCCAAAGAAAAGGCACUCUACAAGAAGAAAGGUUCCUACCCUGAGGGAAUGUAUUUGUAGCGUGUUUGGCCCUGAGGGCGGAGUACAGUCUGUAGUUCUGAGCAGCAUCGCUCUUUGGAACACUGCUUUCACACGCUUAGUUGUCCAAAGCCAUGGCAAGCUCUCAUGGCAUCAAAAGUGCUUGCGCCGCUCUUGGCCCCAAGAAGAACAUUGAAAUUGCGUGUAGUAACAGUAUAACUUUAACUAAACAAACUUACCUCCAAUCCCAAUGCAUUCUCUCCAAAAUGAUGUCAGACAAGCCCACUCUUGCCCACCUUUCGAUCUCAACAUUGCCAGGCAUACCACGCAUGCUCAUGUGCAUACGAAGCGCACUCCAAGGGGUUGCUACACUCCGGCUAUUGACACUUUGACAUUCAUAUAGCUUGCUCAAGACGGUGGGUCCGCCUGUGCAGGGUGCCUUCCUUUCAGAAGCAGCGAAGGUGCUGACAUGGAUGUGAACAGGAUCUUUUGCGCUGAGCAGAUCACUGUGCCUCCUGCGCUACCCCAAAUACUGAAGGACUUCACCAAAGCUGUAAUCCGAGAAGAUCCUUCAGCAGGUGAGACCGACCCGGCAAGUGCGAGGAUGAAGCUCUAUCAGUGGUCAAGAGACUAUUUCAAGACCAAGCUGGGAGAGGCACAAAAGAGCGGCUAAGCAGCUAACUGUGUAGGCACAUGUCAGCUUGAAUGAGCUCGUCCGUGUCACGUUUCACUCUGAUUGCAAGUGGA